Mesorhabditis spiculigera is the source of this 1116-nucleotide messenger RNA. The record is from the annotation of a GenBank genome assembly. Lineage: Eukaryota; Metazoa; Nematoda; Chromadorea; Rhabditida; Rhabditidae.
AUGGUAUUCAUCUCCAAAAUAGGCCUAGCAAGGCGAACAGAUCCGGUGACCAAAAUCUUCUUCUUGCACCUUGGCCAACCCAAGUCGGAAUUCUACGCCAAAGAAUACAAGGCACAAUAUAACAACCUCUAUUAUGACGUGCCGCCUUUCGCAGAAAAGCUUGUCAACAACACAACCCGGGUGAACGAUCGAGUUAGACGGUCCCUAGAGCUGUACGGCAAGAAGAACGAGUCGCUUGAAGGGACACUGACAAAUCUUUGCCAGAGCGUUCAGGGAUCAGUCAACGAGGUGGUGCCAGAAUUUGGACCUCUUCAAUGCGAACCCGCCUUUUUGCUUACCGACCAUUCGCUCGAAACACAACUGGAAGCUUUAGUCAAUUCUGACGUAAAAAGAGCCGUUUUUCUGCCCCUCUACCCGCAUUUUCACGCGGCGCGUGCCGGGUUGUUGCUAAAGGAAGUGUCUAAAUUUUUGUCGACUCGAACGGUCGCUGGGCCCAAGCAAGGGCAACCAGCUUCCCGUAAUCUUCGCAUCGUUCCUAACAAUACUGCCUCAUUCGAGAUCUCAGCCUUGGCCCGAUGGAGUGAUCAUCCUUUUCUAACAAAUUUAUGGCAUCAAAAGCUUUCUUCCAUCAAGGACGACUAUGAUGCUAUUCUCUUCACUGCACCUAAUUUAAGACAAUGUAAUUCCAUCUACUAUCGUUAUGCCGUAUGGGCAACGUGCGAGCGGAUUAUGGCCGAGCUGGACUUUGCCGUGCCCUUUGACUUGGCCUUGUACAAUGCGUGGGAUCAUGUUGACGUUUGGCAAAAGGAUGGGCUUGCGACUAAAGGCGCUAAAAUGGUCGGUCCAAUUCACGCCAGGCAGCGCGUUGCUGUCGUGCCCGUCACUGCAUUCUUUCCAACGUUUGACACGAUGUCGAUUCUACCCAACAUUACCGCAAAAAUCGAUGGCCUGAAACUCGUCGAACCACCAACUAGGCCGGCCGACUCGAAAAUUGUCGUGAACGGCCUGACGGAACUGAUCAAGAAUCAUCUGCUAGGGCGACGACAUUCCGAGCUCAAUUUGCUGUCCCCCAUGUGGAAAUCGAAAGAUUACGAGAGUGUACGGGCGCUGUUUGUA